AGUUACCUUCAGAAGUCAUGCUAUUCAAAGCAUGGAGAAUAUCCUCUGUUUUCGAAACAGCUAUACUGACACAGGGCUGAGCCCUGACUCACCUUGCUUGGAUGGAUAUUGACCACAACUGCAUUUACUUGAGUGGGUUGGGGUUGUUUAUGCUGUACUUUUUCUAUGUGGUAUCGAUGCUGUGUUUGUCAACCCGUGGGAAAAAUAAUGACAUCCAAAAGCAUCAAGGCAGAGCCAGGAGGAGAAGGAAAGGUGGGACAUUUAAAGACCGGAAAAGUUUCCAGAGGGAAGCAGAAGAGGAAAGGAAGCUGCUUUCUAUUCUGAAAAGCUUUGGACCUCCUGUUUCCUGCAGUCUCCUGGGCCAGCAUCAUGAUACCAUCCGCUUUCGUCGACUGUUAUGCCCAGACCCUGUCUGUCAGGUGUGUAACAGAGCAACUGCUGAUAUCCAGCGACUGCUGUCUCGGGAGUCCCUGAAAGAUGCUGCUCCCUGUGUAUCCCCUUUGGCUUCUGCAGCUUCUGUGACUGAGUCAUCGUUCACUCUGUCUUCUGCCCCCUCAGCAAUUCCUCCAGAAGACUUAAUAUUGUCUCCUCGGCCUAAGCCCUCUCUACUGUCCCUCUUAAUUCUCUCACAUGACCCGAUCACCCCCUUAGCUGACUUAUUUUCACCCUCACCUCUGAGGCACCCUCUGCCACCACAGCCUGUUUCUCCCCUGGAUUCCAAGUUCCUCGUGGACCAUUCCCCACCCCAACAGCUUACCUCUCCCCUUCUCCCACCACAUCACAUUCAGAAAGCGGAGCCCAAUCUCCACCCUGAGGCCAGUUUGUCUCUGAACACCAUCUUUUCAUUUGACUCCACCCUAUCCCAAGAUAUGAACCCCUUACCAAAUGUUUACCAGGCCAUGAAUCCAACUGAUUCAUGCACUUGUCAUCAUGAACCACCAACCCCAACUGCUUUACCACUGCAGGACUGCACUGUAACUCAGUCUAAAGCAAGUCCCACAGUAUUGAAGCCUUUUCCAGAGACGUUAUCUCUAGGUAGCUCUGGUGGGACAGAAUAUGCCCCAACAAUCAGAGGCAUUGACAUUCAUGCCCUGCAUCUUCAGAAUUCUACUGGUGGCAGCCUCAUGGCAAGGACUUGUUUCCCUCCACUAUUGUACCAUCUGAUUUCGUGCAAGAGCUUCUUACCUUUCACUAUUCUGAUGCCACUAUAG
This is a messenger RNA of Piliocolobus tephrosceles (Ugandan red Colobus), 1211 nucleotides long. Its product is annotated as spermatogenesis-associated protein 31D3-like. The record is from RefSeq and is a predicted model, not a curated record. NCBI's taxonomy places the organism in Eukaryota, Metazoa, Chordata, Mammalia, Primates, Cercopithecidae.